AUUCCUGUUUCAGCCGUAAGCCGCAUCAUGCCAGAGCCGAACUCUCUCUUACAACAGACCGUACGUGGAGGACUUGUGGGUUCGUACAAAUGGAUCGAUUGAGUUCGUCACCCUUCUCUUUUUUCAGGUGGUCUUACAGGGGCCAUCGAGAUUUGUAUAACGUUUCCUACGGAGUAUGUAAAAACUCAGCUGCAACUUGAUGAACGUAUGGGAGCUGCCAAACGCUAUUCUGGCCCUAUUGAUUGUGUUCGCCAGACUGUUCGGUCACAUGGCGUGCGAGGCCUUUAUCGCGGCUUGUCUGUGUUGCUAUAUGGAUCCAUACCAAAGUCAGCCGUAAGGUUUGGUGCCUUUGAAGAAUUCAAACGUCACAGCUUGUCACCUGAUGGCAGUCUGAGUGGUGGACGAAAAUUCCUCUGUGGCUUGGGUGCUGGGAUUUGUGAAGCGAUUUUCGUGGUGACUCCAAUGGAAACGAUCAAGGUCAAGUUCAUCAACGAUCAGACAUCAGCCAAUCCACAUUAUCGGGGUUUCGGACAUGGCGUGCGCUGCAUUGCCAAAGAGUUCGGAAUCGGUGGUCUGUACAAGGGUGUUACCCCCACCAUCAUGAAACAGGGCACCAAUCAAGCCAUACGGUUCUUUGUUAUGGAAAGUCUCAAAGACCAGUACCGUCACUAUCGAGGUGAUCAAAUUAGUGGACUUCCUGUUCCCAAGUUGCUCACUGGGGUGUUCGGUAUCGUGGCUGGUGCGGCUUCAGUCUACGGCAAUACCCCAUUGGAUGUGAUCAAAACCCGAAUGCAGGGUUUGGAUUCGCACAAAUACAAGAAUACACUUCAUUGCGCGUACAAGAUCUGGCGAGAAGAGGGACCGUUCGCAUUCUACAAAGGCACCGUUCCCCGUUUGGGACGGGUCUGCCUGGAUGUUUGCAUUUCUUUCAUGAUUUAUGAUUCCGUGAUGGAAGCGAGCCAAAAAAUGUUGAACAAGAAAUGACACACUACUUUUGCUACUAUCCGACCCUUCCAUAGCUACAGGUUGUGAUUUUAUUUAUCAACCCACAUACAUCCCCAAUGCAAUAUUCAACCCAGUCAUGUGGCUAACUAAGUCAACACAUUCCACCGAGUUUCUCAGAGUAAAUCCAUUUUUUGUUUCUGCUUUUACUGUUAGAAAACGGUUGUGAGAAUCAGGGAUUCGGUGUGACUAGUUGUGACCCGUGAAUUAACCAGUCUCUCUGAUUAUUUGACAUUCCGCUACUUAUCCACUGGUGUGUACUAUAGAAAUCAAGAUUUGUUAAGUUUGCUUUUUUGUGGCGCUCUUUAUUAUUACUACUAUUAUUAUCCCCGUAUUCAUGGUUGUGGGACAAAAUUUUUGUCAAGUGCUUAUGCUUUGCUUUACCUCUAUGGCUAUUCCGUAAUCAUUUGAUGACUUAACUAUUAGAAGAGUUUACAUGGAAAAUAUAAGCCAGUUGAAAAG
Molecule: messenger RNA, 1464 nt
Organism: Opisthorchis viverrini
Lineage: Eukaryota; Metazoa; Platyhelminthes; Trematoda; Opisthorchiida; Opisthorchiidae
Exons: 6
Coding region: 208-984 (258 amino acids)
Biological process (GO): mitochondrial citrate transmembrane transport
Source: RefSeq, a predicted model, not a curated record